AUGUGGCAGUGGGUGUUCAGGCUGGCUGCCCUCCUUCUCCUCUUGCUCCGCAGACAGGGUGCUGAAGCCUGCAGUACCAUCGGAUGCUGUUUUCAGAACCCACCAUACCCAGAUGCAGACUCAGGCUCAGCUUCAGGCCCCCGGGACCUGAGCUGUUACCGGGUAUUCAGCAGCGCUGGUUAUGAAUGUUCCUGGGAGUACGAGGGCCCUGCAGCUGGAGUCAGCCACUUCCUCAGAUGCUGCCUCAAGUCAGGCCGCUGCUGCUACUUCGCCACAGGCUCGGCCACCAAGCUGCAGUUCUCCGACCAGGAUGGCAUAUCCGUGCUCCACAAUGUCACUCUCUGGGUGGAAUCCCGGGCCGCCAAUCGGACAGAGAAGUCCCCCAACGUUACCCUGAACCUAUACAGAUCAGUUAAAUAUGACCCUCCCCCAGGAAACAUCAAGGUGUCCAAGUCGUCAGGGAAGCUGCGUAUGGAGUGGGAGACCCCAGCCCGGCAGGAUGGUGCCGAGGUGCAGUUCCGGCACCGCGUACCUGGCAGCCCGUGGAAGCUGGGUGACUGUGGACGUCAGGAUGAUGCUGGCUUUGAAUCAUGCCUCUGCCCCUUGGAGAUAGACAUGGCCCAGGAAUUCCAGCUGCGGCGGCGUAUGGGGCCAGGGGUCCCCGGAGGUCCCUGGAGCAGUUGGAGCAGCCCUGUGUGCAUCCCCCCUGAAACCCCUCCACAGGCUGUGAUGAACUUCUCAAUAGAGAAUCUUCGCCCAGAUGGGAGGAGGCAGGUGACCUUGCAUGAGCAGCUGCCCCAACUGGAGCUUCCGGAAGGCUGCCUUGGGCCUGACUCUGGCCUGGAGGUGACCUACCACGUCCACCUGCACAUGCUGUCCUGCCCAUGUAAGACCAAGGCCAAGAGGACUCUGCGCCUGAAGAAAAAGCUUGUCCUCUCGGGUGCUGCCUAUGAUCUGGCCGUCGUUUCCCGGAAUCGCUUUGGCCUUGGCCCCAACCAGACAUGGCACAUUCCUGCCUGCACCCACUCAGAACCAGGGCUUCUGAAUAUCACGGCCGGAGCCGACGGGACCACCAUACGUUGGCCAGCCCGGGCCCAGGGGAUGAGGUACUGCAUUGAGUGGCAGCUCCAGGGCCAGGAGGAGAACCUUGCCACCUGCAUCGUGACAGCACCCCAGGACCCGGACGCUGCUGGAAUGGCAACUCACAGCUGGAGCCAAGAAUCUGGGGCAUUGGAACAGAAGGCAUGUUACCGCAUCACCAUCUUUGCCUCUGCACACCCAGAGAAGCCAACCUCAUGGUCUACAGUCUUGUCCACCUACCAUUUUGGAGGCAAUGCCUCAGAGGCCGGAAGCCCACAGCACAUGUCGGUGAAGAAACUCAGCCAGGAUUCGGUGUCUGUGGACUGGACACCAUCUCUGCUGAGCACCUGCCCUGGCGUCCUGAAGGAGUAUGUUGUGUACUGCCAGGAAGAGGAGAGCAACCAAGUAUCUGAGCUUCACGUGAAGCCCACAGAGACCCAGGUCACCCUCCAAGGCCUGCGGGCUGGCACGGCUUACCAGGUGCGGGUCCGCGCGGACACGGCCAAGUGGCGGGGCGCCUGGAGCCAGCCCCUGCGUUUCACCAUCGAAGUCCAGGUUUCUGAGUUGUCCGACUUGUCCAUCUUCCUCGCAUCUUUGGGGAGUUUCGUGAGCAUCCUUCUCCUGGGAAUCUUUGGGUACCACGGCUUGAACAGGGCUGUACGGCACCUGUGCCCACCCCUGCCCACACCUGGUGCCAGCACUGCUGUCAAGUUCUCUGGCAGCCAGGGGAAGCAGGUUUGGCAGUGGACCAGCCCAGCAGACUUCCCAGAGGAGGUGUCUCCACAAGAGGCCCUGAUGGUGAAUAUAUCCUGGGAAAAAGGCGAGGGAGCUGACAUGGGCACACUUGGGCCUCUCAAGGAGAAGAUGGAGCUGCCUCUGCGUGCCUCUAAGCCAGCCCUGGACACUUUGCUCUUGAAGGACAGGAAACAGAUGCAAGGAUGUCCUGAGACUGGGGCUUUGGGACCUGGCUGGCAGGACAGUCUGGAGGACAGCUUUGCCCAGGUGGUUAGAUUCCCACUGCUGCUCCUCGGGGACCUACGGCAGACCCCCAGGUUCGGUUCCCAGGGAGAAACAGGAACAUCUGCCUCCUCUUACAGAGAAGAUUGA
Messenger RNA from Rangifer tarandus platyrhynchus (Svalbard reindeer), 2187 nucleotides. The record is from the annotation of a GenBank genome assembly. NCBI's taxonomy places the organism in Eukaryota, Metazoa, Chordata, Mammalia, Artiodactyla, Cervidae.